Molecule: messenger RNA, 2710 nt
Organism: Chanos chanos (milkfish)
Lineage: Eukaryota; Metazoa; Chordata; Actinopteri; Gonorynchiformes; Chanidae
Gene: bco2a
Product: beta-carotene oxygenase 2a
Exons: 12
Coding region: 43-1695 (550 amino acids)
Biological process (GO): carotene catabolic process; retinal metabolic process
Cellular component (GO): mitochondrion
Molecular function (GO): beta-carotene 15,15'-dioxygenase activity; carotenoid dioxygenase activity
Source: RefSeq, a predicted model, not a curated record
CUGGCGUAAAGUGGUCGUAAAAGUAAGACGUUAUCUUUCAGCAUGUCUUGCGUCAAGCCUCAAACUGCGGCCGAGAGCGUGAAGGCGGAUGGCUACUACACAGAGAGACACGGCCUCCAAAACAUCGCUCCACUCGUACGGACCGUAGAGGAAACACCUGAGCCCAUCUCCACCACGGUCAAAGGCACGAUUCCCACCUGGAUCCGUGGAAGUCUGCUCCGGAAUGGCCCCGGAAAAUUUGAAUUCGGGAACACACACUAUAAUCACUGGUUUGAUGGGAUGGCCAUGUUACACCGCUUCCAGAUUGAGGAUGGUAAAGUGACCUACAAGAGCAAGUUCCUGCGCAGUGACUCCUACACGCAAAACGCCGAACGGAACCGGAUCAUGGUGUCCGAGUUUGGAACCCUUGCCAUGCCUGACCCCUGCAAAAACAUCUUCCAACGCUUUCUCUCACGCUUCGAAAUGUUCAAACCCACUGACAAUGCCAGCGUGAAUUUUGUUAAAUAUAAAGGGGACUAUUAUGUCAGCACAGAGACCAACUUCAUGCACAGAGUGGAUCCAGAUAAUCUCGAAUCAGUAGAGAAGGUGGACUGGAGCAAGUUCAUUGCCGUGAACGGGGCCACUGCACACCCCCACUAUGACCCAGAUGGUACAGUCUACAACAUGGGCAAUUCGUAUGGUAGCAAAGGGGUUUUUUACAAUAUUAUCAGUGUUCCACCGGAGAAAGAGUCACCUGAGGACACCCUACAGGGGGCAAAGGUCAUAUGCUCAAUUGCCCCAGCCGACAAAUCCAGACCCUCCUACUACCACAGCUUUGCCAUGUCGGAGAACUACGUGGUGUUUAUUGAGCAGCCGAUUAAGAUGGACUUGUUUAAGAUCCUCACGAGUAAACUAAGGGGUAAAGCUCUGAGUGAUGCCAUCUACUGGGACCCAAAGCAGGAGACUGUCUUCCACCUCAUCGACAAACACACAGGCAAGGAGAGCCGGGUGAAGUACCACUGCAAAGCCAUGUCCACCUUCCACCAGAUCAAUGCGUUUGAGCAGGAGGGGUUUCUCAUGGUCGACCUGUGCUGCUCCGACAAUGGUGAGGCCAUCAACAAUUACCUCAUCCAGAACCUCCGCAAGUCAGGAGAGGCACUCGACAAGGUAUACAGCACCAUGGCCAGGGUGUUUCCACGACGGUUUGUUCUGCCCCUCAACAUAAGCGAUGAAACACCGCUGGGCCAAAACCUGAAUACCCGACCUGGCAGCGCCGCCACUGCCGUCUGCCAAACCAAAGACAAGGUGUUUUGCACCUUUGAGGAUCUCCAUGGCGAUGACCUGCUUGAGUACGGCGGUCUAGAGUUCCCUCAGAUCAAUUACAGCAAGUGUAACACGCGUCCUUAUCGUUACUUCUAUGGCUGUGGCUUCCGUCACCUUGUGGGAGACUCGCUUAUCAAGAUGGAUAUGGAAGGAAAGCACCUGAAGGUGUGGUCUCAGCCUGGUUUCUACCCAUCUGAGCCUGUCUUCGUUCCUAAGCCUGACGCUGAGGAAGAGGACGAUGGAGUCAUCCUCUCUGCGGUCUUGACACCUGUGGAGGAUAAGGGCACGUUUCUCCUGGUUUUGGACGCCAAAACCUUUGAGGAGCUUGGAAGAGCCGAAGUACCCAUCAACAUUCCCUAUGGUUUCCAUGGUGUUUUCAACCCCUCAGCGUAAAAAUUCCCAAAAGUAGGCCAGCACAUGUAUGGCCGAUUCAGUAAAGAUGAAGGUUUGUCACAAAGCAUGUUCCAACAUGCUGCACUGCUAAUGGACUCCACGUUUCUGUGGGUAACGGGGAGAGAUACAAAGCCUUACUUUUCAAUCAUGGAAGAGCUUCCAUGUGAGUUGUAAUUUUAGUCACUUCAGACCCUCAUUCCUAGCAACUCCACAAACCUCAAGCAGUGUUUAAUCCACUCAGGUUGAAAUCAUUUAACCACAGACCCUAAGGCUGGAGAGCUGAGGCCAAACGUAAGCAUACAGUUUUGCAUUCAGUUGAUUCCAGUGGAAAGUAAAGUACAGUGAGGAUGGAGGGGAGGAGCUGACCGAGAGAGAAAAAUUAGAGUUUGCUCUGACUAAACAGGGAUGGAGCACAAAGCACGGAGUGGUUUUCUAACAGUGUUUCUCCAGUAAGGUCUUGGAAAUAUGAAGUUCCGCUGAUCAGAAGUUCUUUCUUAUCCAGUAAGUAAAGCCAAACAAAACCAAAUCAAGAUGUCAAAGAUGUCCCCUCUUACACCAUACCAUUUUAAUUAACAAAGCCUUUACAUACCACUGAGAGUGUUUUCCCCUCUAAGGUAUCUGAGGAGGCUUUAUUUUGAAGUGUCCUUCAAGUGUUUAUAACAUUUUGUAAACAGUUCAGCAUCAAUGCAAUGAAUGUUGUAUUAAUUGUCAUCUGACAUUUUAGCCGCAAACAACUAUAUGUUUUGUAAUACACUUCAUAAAUAAUAUGGGAAUGUUGCCAAGCUAGCACUUCUUACUACUUACUUUUCAGUUAUUUCGUUUUUAUAUCAUGUUUUUUUUCAGUUUCAUUUUUUCCCCAAAAAAUAUCAGCAUGUGGCGGUUAAAAUAUACCAUAUUUUUAUUUUCCAUUUAUUCAUAGAAUACUAACACAGCACAAAAUAAAUGUUUAUUAUCUGUGCAACAAUACAAGUACCAGUAAUUUCUUGGAACCUGAAUGGGUUGACUAUAACUGAAG